This is a messenger RNA of Anisakis simplex (herring worm), 435 nucleotides long. The record is from the annotation of a GenBank genome assembly. Lineage: Eukaryota; Metazoa; Nematoda; Chromadorea; Rhabditida; Anisakidae.
CUGCAAACAGUCUCGAAAGAUGCAAUGAAUAUGUCGAAUAUCAAAAGGAUAUCGUGUAUGGUUGAUGGUCACCGAACGUAUAGUUGCCUACGAGAUGAUGACGAUGUGUAUUUUCCGUUUGAAAAAUUUCUGAAGAAACAAUAUGAUGUGACCGGGAAACUAACUAAAGAUAAGGGAAACAAGGAGGAUCAUUUCGAAUGGUCGACGUCCACGUCGAGAGUUCGCUUUCCGGAUGAAGGUGAAUACGAUCCGGUUGGAACGUUUGGACAUUUCGCUUCGUAUAGUGUCGAGAGUCGAGAUCGUGUGCGAUGUAUCAGUGCGCAGUAUGGUGUUCCGUUGUCAACGCAGUGGUCAUCAAAGCCGUAUUUCUAUCCGAUUCAAAUAGCGCAAUACGCCUUACAACAUUACAGCCGAAACCGAACAGGUAUUCAAUGA